This is a messenger RNA of Cylicocyclus nassatus, 390 nucleotides long. NCBI's taxonomy places the organism in Eukaryota, Metazoa, Nematoda, Chromadorea, Rhabditida, Strongylidae. The record is from the annotation of a GenBank genome assembly.
AUGGCAAACGAUGCCGUUGAUGCUACAGCUCGUGUGCUGCUGUCCGAAUUCGCUGGCAAACAAUGGCACGAUGCCGUUGAUGCUACAGCUCGUGUGCUGCUGUCCGAAUUCGCUGGCAAACAAUGGCAAACGAUGCCGUUGAUGCUACACUCGUGUGAGGCUGUCCGAAUUCGCUGGCAAACAAUGGCAAACGAUGCCGUUGAUGCCACAGUUCGUAUGCUGCUGUCCGAAUUCGCUGGCAAACAAUGGCAAACAAUUGCCACUGAUGCAACAGCUCGUGAGUGGCUGUCCGAAUUCGCUGGCAAACAAUGGCAAACGAUGCCGUUGAUGCUACAGUUCGUGUGCUGCUGUCCGAAUUCGCUGGCAAACAAUGGCAAACGAUGCCGUUGA